AAGGAAACUCCAUUGGUACACCGCCGGGGUUCAAACCUACGGCUUGAGAGUAGCGUGCUGAAGCUACUAAGCCAUUACUUCUUACUUAAAAACUACGUCGUGGCAAAAAAGAUUCGCAGCAGAUACCGCUGUCAAGGAAAGGCUUUGGUCACCAUGUUGCCCUGCGUCGUGUUAGCGUUAGGUGUGCUACUUCUGGCUGCUCCUGGAAAGGCACAAUCUGAGACAGAUGCACCAACGACGGUAACAACCAAAGCCCCAAGUACUACCACGAUACCAUCAAGCACUGUAGUCUGGGUGACGGAACCGUUAAACGAGGGACAGGCUAUCCAGAAGGCUCUGCAGUAUCUCCUCCAACAUCGCCAACCUGAUUGGGGUUGGGCAAACGAUACCCACCACGUCAUGCUCACUUUACAGUUGGCAAAUAACACUGGAAAGGAAAUAGAACAACAAGGCAUGGAGAUGCAGCUGUCGGCUAAGCAGAUGGAAAUUGAGAUCUUACUAAUGAUGUCCAAGCACCAUGAAUCCCCACCCCCACUGGGACGUCUGGCUGCCUACACUUUAGCUCUGGGGGCGCUUUGCAAAGACCCUCGGUCGUUCCACGGCAGAGACCUGGUAUCAGCGCUCCUUCAUCGAGAACCGCCCCACGAUCUGGAGUUCGCGUAUGCCACCCUUGCUGCCUGCUCUUCCGCAGCUCAUGUCCGCCGGCGCCAUAUUCGUCGAUUACUGGAUAUUGCAAAUGCUGCAGCUGAUCACAGCUUAGACACAAUAUCUAUGGUAAUACUGGCGCUUCGCUGCGUGGUUCAAGACCAUAGACACCGUAGUUUAUUGCACUUCGUACGUCGCCCCAUGGCCGGUCUUGCUCGUCAGCAACAUCCCGACGGCAGCUUUGGUUCACUCACCACUACAGCUCUUGCUAUUCAAGCCCUUGAAGACUCAGACAGCGGUCCAGGCGCUCACCAGCAUUGGAGUCUACCGGCAGCCCGGAAGUGGCUCCUGGAGCGUCAGGAAGCCGAUGGAGGCUGGGGAGAUGUGGAGAAGACCGCUGCAGCUGUUGCAGCAUUGACACCUGCGUCUUUAGCUGCUGUACGGCCACCGCACUGUAGUGAUAAGCUUUUGGACAGCCGUCAUGAACCUUUUGAGAACGGAGGAGAUGGAAACUUGAAGGUGGCUUAUCAGUCAGGACACGCCGGCAACGAAUCUGACGCUCGCAACGUCUCUUUUACAUACACGCUGUGGUUAGGCACAAAUGUCACUGAAAAUUACACCCUGUACAUGGUUGCUCCAAGGAACGUAUCAUUCUACCACGUGAUGCAAAUGGCGGCUGAGCAAGACCCGAAAUUCAAAUUCGAGGCCAGCGAAUGGCCAAAUGGUCACUACGUCCACACCUUGGCUGGUCACAAGGAGGAGCCCAUGGGAUAUCACUACUGGCUACUCUACCGUCUCCCAGAAGUGCCUGACCCUGCCAGCCCACCUGGAAACCAGCUCGUCGCCCCCGUUGGCGUUGACGAUUUGCUGGUUGAAGACGGCGAACACUAUUUAUUCUGGUAUAAAAAGUUGUAAAAAGUAAAGAUUCCCAAAUCGAAGUGAUACCUUGUAGCAUUAGAAAAUAGCGUAUUAAAACUCGUAGUAACAUUCUUCCAAAAUAUUUAGAAUAUACCAAAGAAUGUUAAUUUUACUCAAUUUACUGUAGUCAUAGUUUAGUAUUUGAUUUACUUAAUACAAUUACGAAUAGAGUGCAAGUACGCCGUGAAGUAAGCGUCAAGUUGAAAGUUGGCUAACUUCGUAUCUAUGCCAGUUAUGUAGCUUUGAAAAUAACGAAUGUUUGAAAAAAAUCGCUACUAAAAGAGCACACCAAUUACAAAAAAAAACUUAAACGCUACGGCGAUGUCGUCACGCUGCACUCUAAGUCUCCAAGUCUUCUAAGUCGUAAUUUUCCGAUUUUUCCUCAUUUUAUUUAAUAUAUCAGUGAAAACGUUGAUUUUCAAAUUACUUGAUAAGAAACAGGAUGAAAAACAAUAUUUUAUUAACGCGUAUAUUGUUUGUCGAUUAUUAUUUGUCAGAUUGCAAUUAAAAAUACUGAUGAACUAAUAAUUGUCCUGUUAUCAUACACAGACUGAUUGUCAUAUACCUCUACCACAAAUUUGAACUCAGGUAAAAAUUAAAGUGAAUUUGAAAAUUUUCAUUUAUUAUAGAAUUGUUUUUGGAAGCCUCGUUCAACAAUAAAAACUGUUCCAUAAAAAACUGUUAUUGGUGUGAUUUUAUAGGGAUCUUUGUAGAAAUAAUUAGUGACAAAAAGUGUAGAACGCUUGAACGUCAAAUUACACUUGACAGCCAUCAUCAUAUUUCACGUUGACACCUGUCAAAUUCAAUGUAGAGUUGCGCAACGCAGGCGCUUCACGGCGACAUUAACAAUUUCUCUAAUAUUUGAACUGUACAUUCCACAGUAUUUAGUUGACUAUUUCUAGAACAUAUUGAAACAUAGACAUAAGAUUGAAAAAUUAGUAAACCUCUCUGAUCAUAUCAACGUUCAAUAGUUGUUAAAUUGUUACAUGUUAUUACUCGUAGGGAUAUGUUUUUCACUUUGAAAUAGCAUGUAGAAUACAAGAAAAUUUGUUGCCCCUAUUACAAAACUUUAUUAUGUCGUUUUAGUUCAGAACUGUGUAAUAAAAAGUAUACUCACAAAUACUCUUGAAUCUCUGCUAAUAUAAACGCACCCUACUCUGUUAAAUCUAUACCGAUUUCAAACAUUAUAAAAGAAUUUAACACCAAAGAGAAAUUAGUCAUACAAUACUAAAAUAAUAUCGAAAAAAGAAAAUGUUUUGUAAAGUACGUAUUAAUGAUGUCUCGUCACUCAUUACUUGUCUUACUUUAUAGUGAACGUGUAGAAACGCUGAUAGACUAAUUUUAUCAGUAUUUAGCUCUAUAAUCCAGAAUAUUCAUUUAAAAUAAAUUAAACUAUGUAAUCUUUGAUUCUAUAAGUUAAUUUUAAGUCCUAAUUUUAUAAUCAUUUUAGGAGACUGAAUCCCUUCAUGUUAACAUUAGUGUAACAUUUUUAUUGUACCUUUUAAAUGAUUCUUAAUAAAUUAUUA
Molecule: messenger RNA, 3089 nt
Organism: Pieris brassicae (large cabbage white)
Lineage: Eukaryota; Metazoa; Arthropoda; Insecta; Lepidoptera; Pieridae
Exons: 11
Coding region: 154-1560 (468 amino acids)
Biological process (GO): cobalamin transport
Molecular function (GO): cobalamin binding
Source: RefSeq, a predicted model, not a curated record